GAGCAUUAAAAAAGAAACCCCAAUUAUUUCACUAACAUAGACUAGGCUAGGAGUUGAAGUAUGGCUGAUGCACCUAGCGCCAAUGCAUUAGAUUUCUGGAGCGACACAAUCAAGGCGUAUGAGCCGCUCCACCUGCCUUAUCCGGAGCUCACCGUUAAGCGGCUACAGAAGCCACCCUUUCGAUUUAUUUAUGACAUCGUGACUGCUAUUAACAUGCGCUUUUCCGCCUAUGACCAUGUCAUUCCUGAUGAGUUUAACGACUCCUCAAACAUAGACACGAAGGAGAAAAAAAUCGAAUACCUUCGGAUUCUCAUCGACUACGUUUCGAAACUCCUGAAUAUUACGCUUAGUGUGAACCCUAAAAAAGUCAUAUCUGGGCAUGAACCAGAGAAAACUAACUUAUUCUUGCAAUGCUUAGCAAAUGCCUGUAGGCUUGCCCAGCAAGAUAGGGUUAAAGCUAAUACAAGGCAGUCGAAUAGCGUAGUACCAACUGAACCAGAAUCGAACCCCCUCCAUGUUUCGUCUCCCAUGAAAGUGGCUGCCUUUGAGGGCCGAGAGCUGCUACCACGACGGAAAAAAAGCAGCCAAUCUGCGCUGCAACUCCAGGAAUCCUGUAACCAGGCUAUAGCGAAUUCGAAGGCAUUUACCAUUAAGCUCUCUGCGCUUUCGAUAAACGUGCAGGGAAAGGAGCAGCAGAGCAUCAAAGAAAUGGGAAAUAGCAUCGUGAAUAUGUGGAAGGAACUGCAGAAUCCCAAAACGGAUGUUGCAGCUUCUCCCUUAGCAAAAGAUGCGCUUGCGGUGGCUAUUAAGCGGCAGAUGGAUAAACUUAAACAGCUACAGGAACUAAUCAAAGAAAGUGAUGUGAUUAUUGAUAAUCUCGAGUCUUUUCUUGUUUAAUUACGAUACGAUGGUUCGAAUUUCAUAAAUGAAAUUAAUAAUUCGAAAAAAAAGCAACAACUAAAACGAUUUAUGUAGUAUAUCUUGUUCAAUCGGUUUCAUUGCGUUGACAAUUGCAAGGCAGAUGUGGUGCGUAGGGGGUGGCUAACGAUUGGGU
Phytomonas sp. EM1 is the source of this 1054-nucleotide messenger RNA. The record is from the annotation of a GenBank genome assembly. Lineage: Eukaryota; Euglenozoa; Kinetoplastea; Trypanosomatida; Trypanosomatidae.